Messenger RNA from Pangasianodon hypophthalmus (striped catfish), 1766 nucleotides. RefSeq names its product monoacylglycerol O-acyltransferase 3a (gene mogat3a). Gene Ontology annotation, molecular function: diacylglycerol O-acyltransferase activity. Gene Ontology annotation, biological process: triglyceride biosynthetic process. The record is from RefSeq and is a predicted model, not a curated record. Gene Ontology annotation, cellular component: endoplasmic reticulum membrane. The coding region runs from base 89 to 1024 and encodes 311 amino acids. The transcript has 7 exons. Lineage: Eukaryota; Metazoa; Chordata; Actinopteri; Siluriformes; Pangasiidae.
GUGUGUGUGUGAGUGAGUGUGUGAGAGUGUGUGUGUGAGAGUGUGUGUGUGAGAGUGUGUGUGUGUGUGUGUGUGAGAGUGUGUAGGGAUGAAGGUCCAGUUCGCUCCGCUGAACAUCCCGGUGAGGAGGCGCCUCCAGACCGCCGCGGUGCUGCAGUGGGUUUUCUCCUUCCUCGCGCUCGCUCAGUGCUGUCUGGCGGCGUUCGUGCUGCUCUGCGUCAGUGAUUGGUGGAUUUUGGCUGCGCUGUAUGCUGGUUGGCUAUAUUUAGACAGGGACGCGCCCACAAGUGGAGGUCGAAGGUCACACUGGGUCAGGAGCUGGACUAUGUGGAAAUACUUCAGGGACUAUUUCCCCAUCUCGUUGGUGAAGACGGUGGAUUUGGACCCUAAAUGUAAUUACCUCUUUGGAUUUCACCCUCACGGUGUUCUGGUGGCUGGUGCUUUUGGGAAUUUCUGUACGGAAGCAUCACGGUUUUCCGAGCUGUUCCCGGGUCUCACCCCGUACCUGCUCAUGCUGCCCUUCUGGUUCCGAGUACCUUUUUUCAGAGACUACAUCAUGUGUGGAGGGUUGGUAUCGAGUGAGAAGGCAAGUAUGAGUUAUCUGCUCAGUCGUCCAGGGGGCGGGGCUGCGGCGGUGGUAGCAGUGGGCGGAGCUCCAGAGAGUCUGGAGGCGCGGCCUGGAGCACUGACUCUACAACUACUGCAGAGGAAAGGCUUCAUCAAACUCGCACUCAAACACGGAGCAGUGUUGGUUCCUGUGUUCUCCUUCGGGGAAAAUGAGCUGUUCGAUCAGAUGGAGAACCCUGUAGGCUCCGCCCUCCGCCGGGUUCAGGACCGCCUCCAGAGGAUUAUGGGUGUGGCUUUGCCUCUGUUUCACGCCAGAGGAGUGUUUCAGUACAGCUUCGGCCUGUUACCCUAUAGAAAACCUAUACACACAUUGGAAGGCCGAUAUCAGUCGAUCAGAAUCCGAGUCCCACUAAAGAGGACAUUGAGUCUCUUCACCAGCGCUACAUGGAGGGUCUGACUCAGCUUUUUGAGGAGAACAAGGAGAAGUACGGCAUCGAUAAAGACAAACACCUCAGAUUUAUCUGAAACCUGUCUGUCUGUCUACCUGUCUGUCUCUCAAACUGUCUGUCUACCUGUCUGUCUCUCAAACUGUCUGUCUACCUGUCUGUCUCUCAAACUGUCUGUCUACCUGUCUGUCUCUCAAACUGUCUGUCUCUCAAACUGUCUGUCUACCUGUCUGUCUCUCAGUCUCUGAAACUGUCUGUCUGUCUGAAGGCCUGUUGUGAAAUGUUAUGUGUGUGUUAUUUGAAACAUUUAAGAAAGUACGACCUACAAAAAACAAUUCUGGUGUUAAUUAAUAUGAGAAUGUGAAAGCUGGUGAUGUCGCGAGUGUAAACGAGAAUUCACAGGAGAUUGUUUUAUGUCUUACUUCAGUGCCUUUAGCCGUGCGUGCUCUAAGUGCCAGCGUGUGAUUAGUUAUUAGUUACGUGGUUGAAUAUAAACAUCGGUUUUGGGGAACACGUUGUGUGUGUGUUUGUGUUUUAAAAGCUGAAUUUUAACUUGUUUAAUGAGACCUCGAGUCUCCUGAGGAAAUAAAACUGUUCGAUUAGAAAUGUGUCUGAACAAUUGAAUAAAAUUUACAAUAUAUACGUUUAAAAUGAAAUACAUGACUGUGAAUAUUUUACAGACAUCAUUAUUAUAACAGAACAGAAGUUCUGAGCUGUAACACAUCUGGAUUUAAUAAAAGGUUUUUAAAUCGA